AUGGAAGUAUCUUCAGAAGGCAGUUUUGGGCCCCAAACAAUUAAAGGAACGGGAAUCGCUUUGAUCGUGCUAACCUCGCUUGUUGUGGGUACUCGAUUUGCCGGUGCACUUCGAAGACCCAAAGACCUCAAAGCGGAGGAUUACCUGCUGAUCCUGGCUUAUGUUUUCUUUCUGGAGUUGAGCAUUCUUUACAUCUACAUUGCCCCCGUUAUCUUUCGACUGGCAGCGCUUGAGGAUGGAACAAUUCCCGUUUAUCCUACCGUUUUGGAAGACUCGGUUCAUUUGCAGAUUGUUUUCUUCGUCACAACCUCUUCGCUAUGGCUGUGUUUGUGGAUGAUAAAAUUCUCUCUUUUGGCAAUGUAUAAACGAUUGUUAGUUGGAAAACCAUACCUCAUCGCCUGGUGGGUUAUCUUGGUAUUCUGUGUUCUGUUUAUCAUCGGCUGCAUUCUAUCAUCAUGGUUUUCUUGCUCGAGCUUUCAUGCCUGGUUUACUGCGGGGGAAUGCUCCACACCACGAGAUCAUCGCGCUGCCGUGAUCAGCUUAUACUUCGCGUAUGCGGUUGAUAUCAUCACUGACCUAGCAAUUAUGGCCUUGCCUCUUCGUCUGAUAUGGAACCUGAAGAUGCAACGGAAGCAAAAAGUGAGCAUCGGUGGCUUGUUCUGCUUUGGGUGGAUUUGCAUCAUCAUCUCCACUAUCCGAGUUGUUCAGCUGGGAGAAUCAGUGAAUGAUGUCCCGGCUCCAUCGUGGCUAGCCUUAUGGGCAACAAUUGAGGCAGCAAUAGCCGUGAUGAUCGGUUGUUGCCCUGGUCUUUACCGCGUCAUCAGAACCAGCGUCUCGUCCUCAAAGCAAACCUAUCCAUACGACUCGUACAACAUGAGGGGCCGCGGCGGUGGAGGCAUACAAUCACAUAGAUCAGGUGGGCUGAGGGAAACGGAUAUUGCCUUGAGCAGCUUUUCGGGGAAAGUGGAGGCAUAUCAGUCUGCAAGUGCCUAUCGGUCAUCCAGUCCAGCAAGCAGUCAAGAGAAACUCGCCCAUUCAUCUGAUAGGGGCACUAUUAUGGUCAACUAUGGGGUUGCUGUGACGGUAGAAGAUCGAUCGAGUGAUUAUGACCGAACAACGCGCUUUGUAUGA
Penicillium antarcticum is the source of this 1131-nucleotide messenger RNA. RefSeq lists its product as uncharacterized. Lineage: Eukaryota; Fungi; Ascomycota; Eurotiomycetes; Eurotiales; Aspergillaceae. The transcript has 4 exons. Bases 1 to 1131 code for a protein of 376 amino acids. The record is from RefSeq and is a predicted model, not a curated record.